AUGGUAUCACGGCCCCCUCCUGCCCCUGUGGUGGUGCCCUUUGAGGCCCUGCUGUUCGACUUGGACGGCACACUUAUCGACUCUACCAACGCAGUAGUUCAACACUGGCAGCGUAUAGGCAAGGAGCUGGGAAUCGACCCCAAUGUCAUUCUGCAAACGGCUCACGGCCGCCGAACCUUUGACACGCUCAAGAUUAUAUGUCCCGAAAAGGCAACCAUGGAGUAUGCAACGGAAAUCGAAAAGAGCAUUCCGGAAAACCACGGCUCCGACGCCACCGUUAUUCCCGGCGCACGCGAGAUGCUCGACAGCGUCACCGCCGCGGGCCUGCCCUGGGCCAUUGUCACGUCCGCCUCGCUGCCCCUUCUCAACGGCUGGGUACGCGUCCUCGACCUGCCCGCCUGCCCGCACCUCGUCACCGCCGAGUCGGUCGAGGACGGCAAGCCCGAUCCCGCGGGUUACCUGCUUGGUAUGAAGAAGCUCGCCGCCAUGAUGAUGGACAAGAGCCCGGCCGGCUGUUGCGUCGUCUUUGAGGACAGCCCCGCGGGCAUCCGCGCCGCAAAGACGGCCGGCUGCAAGGUCGUAGCGCUCGCCACCAGCCAUACCGCUGAGCAGGUGGCCGAGGCGGAACCGGAUUGGAUCGUAGACGACUUUCGGUCUGUGGCGUUGGUUCAGCUUAACGGAGGCGGGAAAGCUCUGCAGAUUUCGGAUUAUAUUUUGCUCGAGACCCCCAGCUACACGGCAGUGGCGUAG
This is a messenger RNA of Beauveria bassiana ARSEF 2860, 750 nucleotides long. Its product is annotated as haloacid dehalogenase-like hydrolase. Gene Ontology annotation, molecular function: sugar-phosphatase activity; beta-phosphoglucomutase activity. The coding region runs from base 1 to 750 and encodes 249 amino acids. Lineage: Eukaryota; Fungi; Ascomycota; Sordariomycetes; Hypocreales; Cordycipitaceae. The record is from RefSeq and is a predicted model, not a curated record. The transcript has 3 exons.